AUGUCUCGAUUUCUUUUCUAUCCACACGCACGCAGCGUUAUUCAGAGGCUACCCGAGCAUUUUAAAAAAGGCUACUUAAAAAGAUGCACCCCUAACUCAAAAUUGUCGUACUUUGAGGAAUGUGAGGAUCAGUACAUCAAGGCUGCCAACAAUUCGAUCUAUCCCAAAGAAUUCUUUGAUAUUCCUCCCGCAGUUAUUUUUCCUGAAGAGUCUCAGAAGUCCCUCUGGGGUGGGGAAGGUAUUGUUACAGGUUUCACCGAAGUCAAACGUACACACACUAGGAUACCCAAGACUUGGGGACCAGAAUUGCGUCAAAACCUCUUCUAUAGUGAGAUAUUGGAUCGAUGGUUGAUGAUUAUUGUGUCCUUAACGGCUUUGAAACAGAUAGAGUUGAUGAAGGGCAUAGACAACUACCUUUUAAUGACCCCAGAAAGUGAAAUCAAUAGUCGUCUUGGUAUGCAUAUCAAGCGUGAGAUUUUGGUGCAGCUGUCAGAUCCGGAAUUUAAAAAGCUGAAACCUGCUAUUGCGGCCAAAUAUGCUCAAUUCACUAUUCCUGGCGAUGAAGCUGAAUGGGUAGGGCUGACACUGGAUGAGGCAAUCAAGAAACAGAUGAAAAUCGAACAUUUGCGUGAACGAGCAGAGGCGUCCAUUCCAAAAAAAGAAAUUUUUACGAGGGCACUACUCAAGCAACUCGAAGCGGACAAGGGACACCCGCAGCCGUCGCGGCUCUCAGAUCUGACAUCAAGUUCGCUGCGCUCAACAUUCAGUCGGUUCUUGUACGGCCAAAGGGGAAGUAAAUCUUAG
Molecule: messenger RNA, 804 nt
Organism: Echinococcus granulosus
Lineage: Eukaryota; Metazoa; Platyhelminthes; Cestoda; Cyclophyllidea; Taeniidae
Product: 39S ribosomal protein L28
Exons: 6
Coding region: 1-804 (267 amino acids)
Cellular component (GO): mitochondrial large ribosomal subunit
Molecular function (GO): structural constituent of ribosome
Source: RefSeq, a predicted model, not a curated record